This is a messenger RNA of Patiria miniata (bat star), 1918 nucleotides long. Its product is annotated as UDP-D-xylose:L-fucose alpha-1,3-D-xylosyltransferase MGP4-like. The coding region runs from base 349 to 1347 and encodes 332 amino acids. The transcript is spliced from 3 exons. Gene Ontology annotation, cellular component: Golgi apparatus. The record is from RefSeq and is a predicted model, not a curated record. Gene Ontology annotation, molecular function: glycosyltransferase activity. Lineage: Eukaryota; Metazoa; Echinodermata; Asteroidea; Valvatida; Asterinidae.
UGCAGUGAUGCCAUGUAGAGGACUCUGUAUUGUACAUUACUUAGUAUGCAUACUUCCUUCUUGAAUAAUUUCAUGCAGAUAUGCUCUGCAAAGCGCCCUCUUCGAUGCUCCAGACAUCCAGAUGUAUAGUCGAUUUGUUAUUCUUGCGCUGCUGUCGCCCACUUAGAUGAUUCUGAGCUCCCAUGAGUCAACAUCACCAUUGCAAUUCCGUUCUGAAACUGUACAUUAGGCCUACUCCGUUAGCACUAGAAGACAUUAUAGUAUUGCCCCUGCUUGCUAGCACGUUCUUCGGUUGGCACUGCCUGGUCGGGGGACGCCGCGUGCACUACAGCACCAUAAUAGCUCAACAUGGACGUUGCCCGUGCACUAAAAGUCAUGUUCUUUCUUCAGUCGUUGGCUGUACUCGUAUUGAUCUUUCAUUGGUCCCGCAAGUGCAAUUCAUGUGUGAUUCUUAAGACUGCAAUGAUAAACCAAGCUACGGGCAAUGUAUACAGCAAGGCAACUAGCGUCCCGUUUGCAAGUACUGAGCGUGGACAAUUGUCAAAUUGCACACUUCAAGACAUCCUACAGCGACCCGGUGUGGUAAUGUUGACAACAACCAACCUAGGCUUCCUAGACAUGACCAUGAACAUGUUGGCGAGUGUCCGUAAGGUGGGAAUCUGUGUCAAUUCAACUAUCAUCGCUGAGGAUGAGAAAGUAUACCAAUAUCUGCACAAAAAAGCUGAAGGGGACCCAACGGUGCAUGUAGUGAUGACCAACUCUGGUCUCAUGCAGACUGGCGAAGUGAAGCGCAAAAAUGCCCGAACCUAUUUUGACCUACUGAAGAAACGCCAGGGGUAUUUUUUGAGUCUGUUGGAAGUAGGCAUUGAGGUUCUUUUCACGGAUUCUGACACCUUUUGGUUCCGAGAUCCAUUUCCGUACUUCCAGGGAGACUUCGAUAUGUCUAUGAUGGACCCGAGAUCACCUUAUCCGACUCGCACAUCAAGGGCACAUUACUGCGCCGGUUUUAUUUACAUGAAGCCAACCAACGUGACACUCCUGUUUGUUAAAGAGUGGAUUCGGUCUCUGAAAGGGAAGAAUAUCAUGGAUCAGAUCGAGAUGAACAGACUCUUGCAAGCUGAUAAACCCGUGCAUGUCAACAUCCAACCACUCGACAUUAAACUUUUCCCACCAGGGCCUCCGUUUUACGAGUUCUUAGCGAAGAACGCCAGCUACUCUGCUGUUGUGAUGCACGCCGCCAGUAUCCAUGGACACGAUGAAAAAGUGCGAAAAUUCAAAAGCUCCAAUAUGUGGUUGGUCAAUGCAAGCAGUGACGAGUUGGUUGCCCGUGAGCAAUAUAAUAAUUAACUUUCUAAACUAAUUACAUUUUAAGCAGAUGGUAAACUUUCAGUGUAAAAAAUACUUUUUAGGCGCAUUUUUCAUAUUUCGUAAAACUACUUUUUAGGCGCAUUUUCAUAUUUCGUAAAACUACUUUUAAGACGCAUUUUAAUAAGUAUUUUUUGAUUCUUUAAGAUUUGUAAGGUCGUGUAAUAAGCAUGUUAGGUAUUCCAAAAUAGUCUGGUGCACAGCAAGAUUCGACUAUUUUUUUUCGGGAUAACAGCAGCAGUUAAAUGCACACAAGGCAAUGGGGGACGUGGUAACCAAAUGCAUUAUGUGCAAUUUUUCGUGCAAUCGAAGAGAUGGAACUUUCGUUCGCACAAAAAUUUCGAACACCUUAAACACGUCUAAAGGUUUUCUAAAAAAAUGUUAUACUUCAGAACACGAUGACCUCUUUAAUUUUGCUGGUACCCCGCUAUGCUUUUGCACGCAUAAGAUGCAAUGUUUAUCCCAAAAGAUAAUCAGGUAUUUCGGUCGUAGGCUUUAUGAAUGUUGUCGUUUGAGAGAAUUAUGAAUUAUAAAAUUUAGGUUUUCCCUACCA